CGAAUUCCCCGUCACAGCUCCGGUCUGUGGUCAAGUGAUAUAGCACCGAGGAAAAUCAACAAUUCCAGCGCUAUUUCCACUCGCUCCAUCACUUCGCUCGCAGCUUUAUCUCUCAGACCCCGUGGUCGUCAGAGUCAUACGUUACAAAUGGAUAUGAAUGGUGACGCAGGCGCCAAGCGCAAGCGCAGCUCGAUCGCCGCGCCCGCCGAGCGGCCCGCAAAGCAUCUCCGUCCCGAAACCAGCACAUUAACGCCUGGCGACUCCACCCCCGCGAAUGGAACCGUCUACGAUGUGGAGGAAGAAGAGGAUGCUGGCCGGGUGUUGCCCCUGGGAGCUGCACAGGCCGACUCGCCUGAGUGGCAGGCAACGAUUGAGGAGGUCGUGAAAAGCGUUGUGUCGAUCCACUUCUGUCAGACGUGCUCCUUUGACACGGAACUUUCGAUGAGCAGUCAGGCGACUGGUUUUGUAGUCGACGCGGAGCGGGGUUAUAUCUUGACGAAUCGACACGUGGUAUGUCCCGGACCUUUCUGGGGUUACUGUAUUUUCGACAACCAUGAAGAAUGUGAUGUUCGCCCGAUCUACCGAGAUCCUGUUCACGACUUCGGCAUCUUACAGUUCGACCCGAAAGCGAUUCGAUAUAUGAACUUGAAGGAAUUGAAACUACAACCGGAUGCGGCCAAGGUCGGAUCGGAGAUUCGUGUCGUGGGUAACGACGCAGGAGAAAAGCUUAGUAUUCUGUCUGGUGUCAUCAGUCGAUUGGAUCGAAAUGCUCCGGAAUACGGCGAGGGAUACAGUGAUUUCAAUACCAAUUACAUUCAGGCCGCUGCGGCAGCGAGUGGUGGUAGUUCCGGCAGUCCUGUCGUGAACAUCGAUGGCCACGCAAUUGCUUUGCAGGCUGGCGGUCGCGCAGAUGGCGCAGCUACGGACUACUUCCUCCCGCUGGACCGGCCGCUGCGUGCGCUGGAAUGCAUCCGUCGCGGUCAGCCGGUCACGCGAGGAACCAUUCAGACACAGUGGAUUCUCAAGCCGUUCGACGAGUGUCGUCGGCUGGGCCUAACGCCUGAGUGGGAGGCCACCGUGCGCAAGGCAGCUCCCACGGAGACCAGCAUGCUGGUGGCAGAGAUCAUCCUGCCGGAAGGCCCGGCAGAUGGAAAGCUGGAGGAGGGAGACGUGCUUCUGAAGGUCAACGGGGAGCUGCUCACUCAGUUCAUUCGGCUGGACGAUAUCCUGGACUCGAGCGUCGGGCAGACGGUGCGUCUGCUCGUGCAAAGAGGCGGUCAAGAUGUGGAGGUGGAGUGCCAGGUUGGCGACCUGCAUGCCAUCACGCCCGACCGCUUCGUGACAGUGGCGGGAGGCACGUUCCAUAACCUGUCCUACCAACAGGCACGUCUGUAUGCCAUCGCUACCCGCGGCGUCUAUGUCUGCGAGGCCGCCGGGUCUUUCAAGCUGGAAAACACCCUGUCGGGAUGGUUGAUUGACUCCGUGGAUAAGCGGCCAACGCGGACACUGGAUGAGUUUGUGGAGGUGAUGAAGACGAUCCCUGAUCGCUCGCGGGUGGUCAUCUCGUAUCGCCACAUCCGCGAUCUUCACACGCGCGGGACCAGCAUUGUCUAUAUCGAUCGACACUGGCACCCGAAGAUGCGGUUGGCGGUGCGCAAUGAUACCACUGGACUCUGGGAUUUCUCUGAUCUCGCGGACCCCGUUCCCGCCCUGCCUCCUGUGCCGAGGAAAGCUGAUUUUAUCCAGCUUGAUGGGGUGAGUCAACCUGCUGCCGCUGCCAUUGUGCGCAGCUUCGUGCGCGUGUCGUGUACGAUGCCUCUUAAGCUGGACGGCUAUCCUCAAGCCAAGAAGACGGGAUUCGGUCUGGUCGUUGACGCCGAGAAGGGACUGGUCGUGGUUUCGCGUGCCAUUGUUCCGUACGACCUCUGCGACAUCAACGUCACCGUAGCUGACUCGAUCAUUGUCACCGCCAAGGUGGUGUUCUUGCAUCCUCUCCAGAAUUACAGCAUCAUUCAGUAUGACCCCAGCUUGGUUCAGGCUCCGGUGCAGAGCGCCAAGCUCAGCACUGAGUACAUCAAGCAGGGUCAGGACACUAUCUUCGUCGGAUUCAACCAGAACUUCCGCAUCGUGGUGGCCAAGACCGCCGUCACCGAUAUUACCACCGUGUCGAUUCCGGCCAACGCCUCGGCCCCGCGCUACCGUGCGAUCAACCUGGACGCCAUCACGGUAGACACUGGUCUUAGCGGACAGUGCUCCAAUGGUGUACUGGUCGGCGAGGAUGGCACGGUGCACGCCCUUUGGCUGAACUACCUCGGCGAACGCACGGGGAACUCGCACAAGGACGUCGAGUAUCAUCUGGGCUUCGCGACGCCAUCUCUUCUGCCUGUUUUGUCCAAGGUGCAGCAAGGCGAGAUGCCCACGCUGCGGAUCCUGAACAUGGAGAGCUACGUGGUGCAGAUGAGCCAGGCGCGCAUCAUGGGCGUGUCCGAGGAGUGGAUCGAGAAAGUGACGCGGGCGAACCCCGCCCGGCAUCAACUGUUCAUGGUCCGCAAGGUGGACUGUCCGCCUCCAGGCUUUGCCUCCGAGGCUGUAGACAGCUUUGAGGAGGGUGACAUCAUCCUCACCCUGGACGGGCAGCUGAUCACCCGUGUCUCGGAGCUGGACAUCAUGUAUGAGAAGGAAUCCCUGGAGGCGCUCAUUGUGCGCAACGGCCAGGAGAUGCGCAUCCAAGUCCCCACGGUGCCGACGGAGGAUUUGGAAACCGACCGCGCCGUGGUCUUCUGCGGUGCUGUCCUCCAGAAGCCCCAUCACGCCGUCCGUCAGCAGAUCUCCAAACUCCACAGCGAGGUCUACGUCAGUGCCAGGAGCCGCGGUUCCCCCUCCUACCAAUACGGCCUCUCGCCCACGAACUUCAUCACCGCCGUCAACGGCACCCCGACCCCGAACCUCGACCGCUUCGUCGAAGAGGUCCGCAAGAUCCCCGACAACACAUACUUCCGUCUCCGGGCGGUGACCUUCGACAACGUCCCCUGGGUGGUGACCAUGAAGAAGAACGAUCACUACUUCCCCAUGUCCGAAUACCUGAAAGACUCAUCCGCCCCGCAGGGCUGGCGCACCGUCUCCCACGAUAAGGACAAGCACCACGACGGCGCUGCGCCGGAUGCGGCCAACUUGAACCCCGACGCCAUGGAUGAGGGCUUCGAUGGUGUCAGUGAUGUCGAGCCGGAGGCUGAGUAAGGGGGAGUCAUACCCUUUUUCUCUGGGUGGUUUCUGUAGGUGAUUGUCG
Molecule: messenger RNA, 3286 nt
Organism: Aspergillus aculeatus ATCC 16872
Lineage: Eukaryota; Fungi; Ascomycota; Eurotiomycetes; Eurotiales; Aspergillaceae
Product: putative nuclear serine protease HtrA2/Nma111
Exons: 4
Coding region: 148-3237 (1029 amino acids)
Biological process (GO): proteolysis
Molecular function (GO): protein binding; serine-type endopeptidase activity
Source: RefSeq, a predicted model, not a curated record